Rosa chinensis is the source of this 727-nucleotide messenger RNA. Its product is annotated as cytochrome c oxidase assembly protein COX19. Lineage: Eukaryota; Viridiplantae; Streptophyta; Magnoliopsida; Rosales; Rosaceae. The transcript is spliced from 4 exons. Bases 141 to 437 code for a protein of 98 amino acids. The record is from RefSeq and is a predicted model, not a curated record.
CCGAAUAUAUAUUUUCAGACUCGAGCCUCUCUCUUACAUACAAGAGAGAGAGAGAGAGAGAGAGCGGUGAAUUGGCUAUGAAAAACCCAUCUUCGAUUGUGUAUUGAAACACUCCAGUUCGUCACCCAUACCUUUCUACAAUGAGCGCAGGUGGUGCCUUUGGCGGUAAUAGGGGAGUCAGUCCAGUUCCUCCAGAGAAAGGUGUCUUCCCUUUGGAUCAUAUGCAUUUGUGUGACCAGGCGAAAAGGGAAUACCUCAAUUGUCUGAAAACUUCGGGCCACCAAUCUGAAAAGUGCAGACAAUUCUCAAAAUUGUACCUGGAGUGCCGCAUGGAAAAGAACUUGAUGGCAAAGCAAGACAUGUCAGAACUUGGAUUUGUAAAGGAAAAUGGUAAAGAAGCUUCUGAAGAGAGGAUUACUGAGAGGAUCGGUAACUAGUCGUAUUAGUAGUUGGAAGGCCAAAGUAUUAGGGACGUGGGACAGUUUGUGGGAGAGUUUACUGCUAGGACUAAUUCUUCAAUUUGUCGGGGAUUUUCCCCACCCCAAAAUGACCGAACUCUGAAUCGGAAUCUUUUACCUCCUAUCAUUGACUAGUAAAGGAAUCGAAAGAUCAUUUUUCUUUCUGUUUGUAUUAUAGACAGGCUACUCAUUUGUAUGCAGACCGAUAUUCAGAACCUCACAAUUUUCAGAUUGUUAAAUUUUGAAUCAAGUGCAAAAUUUCGGAUGGA